This is a messenger RNA of Boeremia exigua, 1294 nucleotides long. RefSeq names its product class I glutamine amidotransferase-like protein. Bases 218 to 1069 code for a protein of 283 amino acids. Lineage: Eukaryota; Fungi; Ascomycota; Dothideomycetes; Pleosporales; Didymellaceae. The record is from RefSeq and is a predicted model, not a curated record. Gene Ontology annotation, cellular component: cytosol; nucleus. The transcript has a single exon.
CAGACCAUCGUGUCCAGACUUCUUUUUACGCAACAAUUGACCAGUAUGACUAAUGAUAAUCGCAAAGAUAAGGCGGUUAUCAACGGCGCCGGUUACCCUCCCGGGUUCGGCGACAGAACGAUGGCGACUUCGAGAUGGUGAAGAUUGAUGAACAAAACACCGUUUCUGAACCAUCACAAACACCACAAACCAUAAUCCCCGGGGCGAACCUCACGACAUGGCCCAAACCCUCCAUGUAGCCAUAUUCAACACUGAUAUCCCCGUCCCCGAAGUCUUCACCCAGCGCGCUUCCAGCUACGGCCAAAUCUUCCACGAGCUCCUGACUGCUGCCGCGACCCGAACACAUCCUGAAUUGGAACUGAGGUCAUCCGAGUACGACACCCGGAAACUCGAGUAUCCAGAGUCUCUCGAUGAUGUGGACCUGAUCCUGAUAACAGGUUCCAUAAGCUCCGCCUAUGACAACUUCCCGUGGGUGCGACAACUGGAGCAGUACAUCAUCGACACUUACAGAGACCAUUCGCACGUGAAGUGGUUCGGGAGUUGUUUCGGGCAUCAGAUCAUCUGUCAGGCGCUAUUGAAGGAGUAUGGAGUGCGAGUUGACGCCGAGCCGCGGGGCCACGAGAUUGGCGUGAGGGAGAUGGCCGUGGACUGCAAAUUCCGCUCCGACUUCGCUCAGCUGGGAAUGAAGCUGCCCGAGAAGAUUAAGCUGCAAUAUGUCCACGGCGAUUUUGUGGUUGUGCCAGACUUGAAUGCCCUGCCGGAUGAUUGGUCCAUCAUGGGGAGCACGGAGUGGUGCGCCAACCAGGGGAUGAUGGAAAUUGGGCGGGUCCUUACGUUCCAGGGGCAUUUCGAGUUCGACAGAUUUGUGAACAGUGAGACCAUCAAAACGUUCUUUGCGAACAAGCAGCCCGAGUGGCUCCAGGACAGCUUGAAAGCGGUAGAUGCGGAUGAUGAUUCAGAGCUGGCGGCGGAGAUGGUGUUGCAAUUUGCUGCACAUGAACCGCCUGCUGGGCAGAGAGAGACUUAUGCAAAGGUUGGUGGUUUGGUCACACCACCAGGGGAGGAAUGAUGUAACUUUUGAGAUGGAUCAGAUACCGCUCACGUGAAAGAGACUGCCCCAAAUGCAAAUUUUGUGCCAUUUCCCCUUUGCAGAAUGGCGGCAGCGACUGUAGCAAGCAUCGAUUGAGCGUUCAAUGCGCUUAUAGCAAUAGAAAUCAAUAUCGUUCUCAGCUUGUUAUCUAAGACGUAGGCCAAGAUAACGAAGAGCACAUCAAAGAUAAUAUAAGCACGAUUA